AUGGCAACAACUCCCGACGCCGCCUUUGAGGCCCUCAUGAAUGGAGUAACCAGCUGGGAUCUUCCCAAAGAAUCCAUCCCUUGUGAACUCCUUCUCACUGGGGAGGCCGCCUUCCCAGUGAUGGUGAAUGACAAGGGACAGGUGCUCAUUGCUGUCUCUUCCUAUGGCCAGGGCCGCCUGGUGGUCAUGUCCCACGAGGGCUACCUGCUGCAUGCUGGCUUGGCCCUAUUUCUUCUCAAUGCAGUGAGGUGGCUCCGCCCCUCCCCAGGGGCUCACAUUGUAGUGCAUCCCUCCUUGGCAUCUAGUGGCUCUGAUCUACAGGCACUGGUUCAGCCUGAACCUGGAGAGACUCUGGGUGUUUACUGCACUGAUGCCUACAGUGACACCGUGACUGAGAAGCUGGUCCAGUUUGUGAAGCGUGGUGGGGGCUUGCUCAUUGGCGGCCAGGCCUGGUACUGGGCCAGUCAACAUGGCAGUGGCAGGGUGCUGUCCAGUUUCCCUGGGAACCAGGUGACAAGCGUGGCCGGAGUGUACUUCACAGAUGUCUGUGGGGAUGUAAAUAGGUUCAAGAUCUCUAAGAAGGUACCCAAGAUCCCAGUCCAUAUCAGGUGUUGGGAGGAGCUCGGGCAUGACCAGGAGCAGCUUCUGGAUGGCAUCUCUAAGUUGGACAUCAAGACUGGCGGUGUCCCCUCACAGCUUGGGUCCCUGGCCUUCCCUCUGGGCCGCGAUACCUCCCUCGGCUGCUUCCUAGCAGCUGCCCGCUGUGGCCGUGGCCGUGUGGUAUUGGCUGCCCAUGAGGCCCUGCUCUGUGCUCCUAAGAUGGAGUCCUUUUUAUUUAAUGCUGUAUGUUGGUUGGCCAGAGACCAGAGAGGCUGUAUUGGGGUGAACAGAAGCCUCUAGAGUCUGCAUUCCCUAUUGUUGGAUUGUGGCUUGAAUUGCCGCCUGGACUCGCGUUUGACCAGUGUCUACUGCUGUGGGGCUUACAGUGACCAAGAUGCCAAGAAGAUACAGGAGUUUGUUGCUGAGGGUGGGGGGUUGCUCAUUGGUGGCCAGUCCUGGUGGUGGGCUUCCCAGAACACAGGCAGCUCUGCUUUGGCUGGUUUCCCUGGGAAUGCCAUCCUCAACACCUUUGGCCUCAGCACCCUGCCCCGGAGCCUCAGCCCAGGCUGUUUCCCUGUCCUUCCUACAGAGAUCAGAAACUAACACUUUCGAAGGGCUCUCGCUAAGUUUCAGGCUAUGAUGGACCACAGAGGUGGGAACUUGGAAAAGAAGGAUUUGGUAAGGUUGGGAGUAGAUACUGCAGGGUUCCUGCAGAUUCCUGCAUGGGGAGUCCCUGCUUAUAUGUCCUUGCACCGGCUACUGAGGAAGAUGCUGCGACAGGCAGGCCUCCCGGCUGUGAGCAAGAAAAAUCCAGUUUCCAGCAGCUCCUGUGAGGCAGCAGUGCUCCACCUGGCCACCCACCCGGAACAUUCUGGGACUGAUUGCUCCCAGCUAGCCCAGGACCUUGGCUCUCAGAUCUGCUCCUCCAAUCUCCGCCCCUCGGAGCAUCCCAUCACUGUGGAGAUCAAUGGAACCAACUCCGGCAACAGUGAUGCCUGGGUGAGCACCGGGCUUGACCUUCUGGAAGGACAAAGUGCAGAGGUCUCUCUCUCUGAAGCCGCUGCUGGCCUGAAGGUGCAGAUUGGAUGUCACACAGAUGACCUAAGCAAGGCCAGGAAGCUGUGCCGAGCACCUGUGGUAACUUACCAGUGUUGUAUGGACAGAACCCAGUGGUCAGUCUCCUGCCUCUGGGGUGGCCUCCUGUACAUCAUUGUGCCCAGGGGCUGUCAGCUUGGCCCCAUCUCUGUUACCAUCAGGAAGGCAGUGCCUACAACCCUGGAGGAGUGGAAGACCAGGAUGGGCCCCUGGGGAGAGCUGGCUACAGACAACAUCAUCCUGACAGUACAAACUGAAAGCCUCAAAGCUCUGGAGGACCCAGAGCCUCUGCUCCAGCUCUGGGAUGAGAUGAUCCAGGCCAUAGCCAGGCUGGCAGCCCAGCCCUUCCCUUUCCAGAGGCCUGAGAGAAUUGUCACUGAUGUGCAGAUCUCAGCUGGUGAGUGCUCCAGGGGAGUGCUCCUAGUGAGCAAACUCUAUCUUAUUAUUAUUUUACCUUCCUUGCAGCAUUCAUGUUGGCAAACUCAACACCCGUAUUCUUCCGAUUCUUUCUCUUUCCAGCUCCAGGAGGCCUUUGGGUGGGAGCCAUUCAUGCACCUCUUUGCUGAAUACCAAACUCUUUGUAGCAUCCCCCAAGACAAUGAGAUCAAGAUGAACAAGUGGAUGAAGCUGUUCUCUGAAACCGUACAGAAGAACCUGGUCCCUUUCUUUGAAGCCUGGGGCUGGCCUGUCCAGGAGGAAGAGGCAGGAUCACCCUCUGAAAGGGUAUAUGAAUACAUGAGUGUGGAGGAGUAA
Messenger RNA from Phodopus roborovskii (desert hamster), 2448 nucleotides. Its product is annotated as TRPM8 channel-associated factor 2-like. NCBI's taxonomy places the organism in Eukaryota, Metazoa, Chordata, Mammalia, Rodentia, Cricetidae. The record is from RefSeq and is a predicted model, not a curated record. Gene Ontology annotation, biological process: negative regulation of anion channel activity.